CAUGGCGGGUAAAGACACGAAUUUCAAAUUGGACAUAGUGUCAAAAAUUUGGCCAAUCCCAAAACAAGCUCAGUGUGAAUCGCCGAAAAAGGAAGAUGUCUUCAAAAAAGCCGAUAAAAGUGACUUGUAUGAUAUAUUUCUCAAGUAUGCGACGAAGGAAGAAGGUGGUGAAAUGUUCAUGACCUAUCAUGAUCUCAUUCUGCGCUACCUCCAGUUGAUGGACGCAAGCAACUUUGACGAAUACACGCUGAAGUUGUUUGCAAGCAGUGUUGAUACCACACGCGAUGGUCUUAUUUCGUUUGCCGAGUUCCAGGCAUUCGAAGGAUUGUUAUGUCUGCCUGAUAGCAUGUUCGUCCUGGGCUUCCAGAUUUUUGAUCGGAACGGAAACGGCUACAUUGCAUGUGAUGAAUUUGAAGACAUCAUCAAACACACAACGUUAAACAGAAAGAUACCGUUUGACUUCAACAGUGAUUUUAUUAAGUUACACUUUGGAGCCGACAAGAAGCGUCGUGUGUCGUAUGCUGAGUUUACGCAGCUUAUUCACGAUUUCCACGACGAGCAUGCCCUGCAGGCGUUCCGUAAGUUCGACAAGGACAACAAUGGCUAUAUCACCGCCAAAGACUUCGAGGAGAUCAUGGUGUCCCUGAAGAGUUAUCUUCUCACACCAUUUGUGCGAGACAACAUUGUCACCGUUGCUAUGGGUGGAGAGAAGCAGAGACAGAUCAGCUAUGCAUACUUCUCGGGAUUCAUCUCGUUAAUCAACAAUCUGGAACUGGUAAAGAAAAUCUACAUGGCCGUCACCAGACGAGACGAAACCAAAAUGAUCACAAAAGAGGAGCUGUUGUACCAAGCCCAGGAAUUUCCUCAGAUUACACCACUCGAGAUCGACAUUCUGUUCCAACUUGUCGGACUCAAACACCUGACUGGAAAGCUAAACUAUGGUGACAUUGAUGACUUAGCUCCCCUGACGGGCCGUGAAACUCCCUAUAAGGUCCAAAUGGAGAUAGCUGAGCAAAAGCUGCGUCAGGAGCAGGGCCACACGGACCGGACAAUUCUGCUGCAGAUUGUCGAGAGCGGGUACAGAUUCGCCCUCGGAGCUAUAGCUGGAGCGGUUGGUGCGACCGCCGUGUACCCUAUUGACCUGGUGAAGACACGAAUGCAGAAUCAGCGGAGUGGGACGUUUGUGGGAGAACUGAUGUACAAGAACAGCCUCGACUGUGCACGGAAAGUCAUCCGACACGAGGGCGUCUUCGGACUGUACCGGGGACUCGCUCCGCAGCUUAUUGGUGUUGCCCCAGAGAAAGCUAUCAAACUGACGGUAAAUGAUUUCUGCCGAGACAAAUUCAUGAAAAGCGAUGGAUCAAUACCAUUUUGGGCUGAAAUGAUAGCGGGUGGAUGCGCUGGAGGCUCUCAGGUGAUCUUUACGAACCCUCUCGAGAUAGUGAAGAUUCGACUGCAGGUUGCCGGGGAGAUCGUCGGCAAGGCGAAGGUCAGAGCAAUCAACGUUGUCCGAGAUCUAGGUCUGUUCGGUCUUUAUAAGGGUGCCAAAGCAUGCUUUUUGCGAGAUAUUCCAUUCUCGGCUAUAUACUUCCCAGCCUAUGCUCGCUGCAAGAAAUACUUAGCCGACGAAAACGGAUACAAUUCACCGCUGACUGUACUCGUUUCUGCAACCUUAGCGGGUAUGCCGGCUGCUUUGAUUCCUACCCCUGCCGAUGUGAUCAAAACACGCUUGCAGGUUCAAGCUCGUACUGGACAGACGGUUUACACUGGACUCAUCGACUGUGCUAGGAAGAUCUACAAAGAGGAAGGUGGGAAGGCCUUCUGGAAGGGAUCCGCAGCUCGAGUGUUUCGGUCAUCUCCACAAUUUGGUGUGACGUUGUUGACAUACGAAUUGCUACAACGAGUCUUCUAUUUUGACUUCGGUGGAAGGCGGCCUGAAGGCUCAGAGGCUAAAUCGGUGCACUUGGAGGAGAUUCUAUCUCGAAAUCCCGAUCACAUUGGAGGCUAUCGUCUGGCAGAAGCGACGUUUGAAGGAAUCGAAUCCAAAUUCGGACUUGUUUUACCAAAAUAUAGAUCAACUGCUUCCAAGUGACCUGUUCGUUACAAUUAGAAACCGCAGACGAGUAAAAUAUUUAACAUGUGAUUGUACAGAUGUGGUCUGGAUUGUCUGUGUGGUCAGUUUGUAUUCUGUGAUAACAUGGCCUGGGAGAAAGAGAUAGAAAAUUUACAUGCUUCCCAAGCCAUUUGGAGAUGACUAGUAGUCGAAAGCUUUGGUAGUCAAUAGAACAGAGAACGAUGUACUGAUGGGGAAAAAAGCUCAAAAUAUAGAAUCUCAUACAGAACAUACUCCUUCCCUGCUUUCUGAACUACUCCUAAGCUAAAGUUUGUUUGAUUUGUUUAACAACACCACUAGAGCACAUUAAUUUAUUCACCGUGUGCUAUUGGAUGUAAAACAUUUAAUAAUUGUGACAUGCAGUCUCGGAAGAAACCCGCUACAUUUUUCCAUUAGCGGCAAAGGGUCUUUUAUAUGCACUUUCCCAGGGACAGGACAGCACAUACCACAGCCUUUGAUAUAUCAGUCCUUUGGCACUGGUUGGAAUGGUAGUAAAAACCCAUCGGAGAAUUGGUCCACUGAGUGUGUUGAUCCUAUGACUAAAGCACUUCAAUGUCAGAGAAUUGAUCCACUGAGUGUGUUGAUCUUAUGACUAAAGCACUUCAAUGUCUCAGAAUUGGUCCACUGAGUGUGUUGAUCUUAUGACUAAAGCACUUCAAUGUCAGAGAAUUGAUCCACUGAGUGUGUUGAUCUUAUGACUAAAGCACUUCAAUGUCUCAGAAUUGGUCCACUGAGUGUGUUGAUCCUAUGACUAAUGCACUUCAAUGUCAGAGAAUUGGUCCACUGAGUGUGUUUAUCCUGUGACUAAAGCACUUCAGUGUCAGAGAAUUGAUCCACUGAGUGUUUUGAUCUUAUGACUAAGGCAAUUCAAUGUCAGAGAAUUGGUCCACUGAGUGUGUUUAUCCUGUGACUAAGGCACUUCAAUGUCAGAGAAUUGGUCCACUGAGUGUGUUUAUCCUGUGACUAAAGCACUUCAAUGUCAGAGAAUUGGUCCACUGAGUGUGUUGAUCCUAUGACUAAUGCACUUCAAUGUCAGAGAAUUGGUCCACUGAGUGUGUUUAUCCUGUGACUAAAGCACUUCAGUGUCAGAGAAUUGAUCCACUGAGUGUUUUGAUCUUAUGACUAAGGCACUUCAAUGUCAGAGAAUUGGUCCACUGAGUGUGUUUAUCCUGUGACUAAAGCACUUCAAUGUCAGAGAAUUGGUCCACUGAGUGUGUUGAUCCUAUGACUAAUGCACUUCGAUGUCAGAGAAUUGGUCCACUGAGUGUGUUUAUCCUGUGACUAAAGCACUUCAGUGUCAGAGAAUUGAUCCACUGAGUGUUUUGAUCUUAUGACUAAGGCACUUCAAUGUCAGAGAAUUGGUCCACUGAGUGUGUUGAUCCUAUGACUAAAGCACUUCAGUGUCAGAGAAUUGGUCCACUGACAAGAUUCGAUCCUAUGACCAAAGCACUUCAAUGUCAGAGAAUUGAUCCACUGAGUGUUUUGAUCUUAUGACUAAAGCACUUCAAUGUCAGAGAAUUGGUCCACUGAGUGUGUUUAUCCUGUGACUAAAGCACUUCAGUGUCAGAGAAUUGAUCCACUGAGUGUUUUGAUCUUAUGACUAAGGCACUUCAAUGUCAGAGUUUAUGAAAUGUGUGUCAGGAUUCUUGUAUUGCCUGAGCAAGUUUUUAAAAAUCGGUACGACUUGCAUACGAGUGUAAUCGUUUCUUUAGUAUCCAUUUUAUCCAUAAUAAUUUUUUUUAUGAAAAGGUUAACAAAGACUGUGUCAAAACAUUUUAAAUGUAACUAGAAGGAGACGAUGUCAUUUUCUGAACUGACGUCAUUUUGGUAAGCGAUUACACAUAGCUAAGACUGGGGAAGCAGCAUUAUGUUAUGACAUUGUCGUUUCCCAAAAUUACGUCAUUUGUUGUGCACAUGAAAUCAAUAAGACACACAUGUCAUACUGGUUGUAUUUCCCAGAAUAUCUUGAACUUUGUGGAUAAUAAACUGCUUUACUGUCUGAGGCAAAAAACGGAAAGUAAUGAUUUAACAGUUGGGUGGAAAUUAAUUUUUGCGACUUUAUUACAGGGUUCGAAAUUUAUCAUGGCAUCGAUAGCAAAUGCAGUGGUUGUCCUCCUUUCUUGCCGUUGUACCCCGAAAAUUGGAAAUUUGCCACUGUGCCCUUCCCAUACAUCUCUGCCAGUUAAAAGUUAAGAUUUAUUGAUAUUUUUUUGACAGACUCUCCCAAAGGCUAAUUCGGGAUGUUAACAAUAUUUGUUCGGCUUGAAACCUGGUAACACCUUUUAACCUGAUUGUAGGGAACUCAGGUCGUCAUCCUUGGUUUGGGUUAACUCUUUGGAAGGUGUUUUGAGGGUGCAAUAAUUUACUUUUUAUUUUGGUGAUAACUAACAAACCAUGUUUCGAUUAACACGUAAUCUUAUUUAUUUUUGUACAUGAAAUAAAAUUAAAAUAAUGUAACUUAAUGACGUCUGUCUCUAGUUUAAAAGACUAAUUAAUACAAUAUGGUAGACUUACUAACCUUGAAAUAUAUUCUCUUUCUGAGUUUCUGAAGGGGACAACUGUUUGAUUUAACAAAUGUUGUUAUAUAUUUUGUUUCUUAAAAUAAUAUUAGAAAUUUACUUAAUUACAUCCAUGUAUGUCAUAUCAGGGUUCGAAUUUCACCACGGCAGGAUUCUUGUAUUGCCUGAGCAAGUUUUUUAAAAUCAGUACGACUCACAUACGAGUGUAAUUGUUUCUUUAGUAUCCAUUUUAUCCAUAAUUCUUUUUUUUUAUGAAAAGGUUAACAAAGACUGUGUCAAAACAUUUUAAAUGUAACUAGAAGGAGACGAUGUCAUUUUCCGAACUGACGUCAUUUUGGUAAGCGAUUACACAUAGCUAAGCCUGGGGAAGCAGCAUUAUGUUAUGACGUCGUCGUUUCCCAAAAUUACGUCAUUUGUUGUGCACAUGAAAUCAAUAAGACACACAUGUCAUACUGGUUGUAUUUCCCAGAAUAUCUUGAACUUUGUGGAUAAUAAACUGCUUUACUGUCUGAGGCAAAAAACGGAAAGUAAUGAUUUAACAGUUGGGUGGAAAUUAAUUUUUGCGACUUUAUUACAGGGUUCGAAAUUUAUCAUGGCAUCAAUAGCAAAUGCAGUGGUUGUCCUCCUUUCUUGCCGUUGUACCCCCGAAAAUUGCGACUUUAUUACAGGGUUCGAAAUUUAUCAUGGCAUCAAUAGCAAAUGCAGUGGUUGUCCUCCUUUCUUGCCGUUGUACCCCCGAAAAUUGGAAAUUUGCCACUGUGCCCUUCCCAUACAUCUCUGCCAGUUAAAAGUUAAGAUUUAUUGAUAUUUUUUUGACAGACUCUCCCAAAGGCUAAUUCGGGAUGUUAACAAUAUUUGUUCGGCUUGAAACCUGGUAACACCUUUUAACCUGAUUGUAGGGAACUCAGGUCGUCAUCCUUGGUUUGGGUUAACUCAUUGGAAGGUGUUUUGAGGGUGCAAUAAUUUACUUUUUAUUUUGGUGAUAACUAACAAACCAUGUUUCGAUUAACACGUAAUCUUAUUUAUUUUUGUACAUGAAAAAAAAAAUAAUAAUGUAACUUAAUGACAUCUGUCUCUAGUUUAAAAGACUAAUUAAUACAAUAUGGUAGACUUGCUAACCUUGAAAUAUAUUCUGUUUUUGAGUUUCUGAAGGGGACAACUGUUUGAUUUAACAAAUGUUGUUAUAUAUUUUGUUUCUUAAAAUAAUAUUAGAAAUUUACUUAAUUACAUCCAUGUAUGUCAUAUCAGGGUUCAAAUUUCACCCCGGCACCGACGGCAAUUGCCGUAGGUGCCCUCCUUAUUUGCCGUUGUGCCCCUAAAAUCUUACGGUGUUGACAGCAAGAAAAUUGCCACGCUGCCUUACCUGGUUUGCCACCAUGCCCUUCGUAUUUUUUUUCACAGAAAGUGACAGGUCAGUUAUAUCAGGAUGUAAAACAAAAUGUGCUAAAAUACCCAUGAAAAUAACGUUAUUUACAUCAGUUUAAGUUGACGACAUUUAUAAAUAUAUUCUUUGUGACUUACACAUUAGUGAUUUUCAAUAUCAUAUUAACCGAUAUAUCUUUUCGACUUGACCAGAUGACUGGGACGUUGCGGUCGCAAACAUGUUUCAUUCUGUCAAGCCAGUCCUGAGUGGCAGUCCUCAUACAGCCAGUGCAGGAAGGAUGAAGUAGUCUUGUGCCUGCAUAUUUGACGCAUUCAUUUAUUUUAACCCUCUAGUGUCCAAGUACUCAAAUUAAUUACCAAAAAUUAUUAUAUUCAUUCAACUUACAGGUGUUAAGUGUACAUUGAACACUUCCAUGUUAAUUUUUUAAUUUUAAUAAAUUUGUAUAUACUUUUACUCAUGUAGCAUAUCUGCUACAUUGGGCAUUUAAGGAAAAUGUAGCAUAUAUGCUACAUGUUAUUAACCUUGUAAAAUACAUUAUUAUGGCACAUAUCUGUAUCAAAAAUAAACAUUACAGUCCAAGACCAUACGGUGAAAUAAUUUUUGUCUCCGAAACUUGAUAGAAAGUAAGUUGCCUUCGUGCCCCUCUUUUGAAGGAAACGUUUGCCUUGGUGCCCUCCAACUUGCCUUGGUGCCCUACUUUUUGUCAUGAAACCAAAGGCAACACUUGCUGUGCCCCCAAAAAAUUGAAAUUCGACCCCUGCAUAUAUUUUUUUAUAUUUAACAACCAAUAUGAGUUUGUAAAUUACAUUUCUUUUUUUAUAUAUACAUAACCUGACCUUAUCACAUGAUUGCCCAUGAGGCAGUGGAAGAUUUUAGCCAGUUGAUUGGCUGUUGAGAUCUUUGGGCCAGUCCAUAGGGUUACAGAGGGAGGAGGAGGGAAAUGUUAUUGGUUAGAAGUUUGGUUAAGUAUUCAUAAAAAUUAGUUUUUUUUAAAUCCAAGUUUUCUUCAUUAUAUUGUGUAGUAGAGUUUCACCAAUAUACAAAACGUAUUGGUUUGGAGUGCGAGUGUUUUGCAGUUUGUAAAAAACAAAAGUAUUUUGUUGUAUUUAUCUAGCAAUUAGAGUAUUGAUAGUGCUAAACUAAUAUAAAUUUAUAGAAUAAAAUUUUUGUAUUCUUUUUUUAUGCCACAGAUGUUAGUAUUACUAGUGGUGAAAAUUUACAUACAAGUACUUGUAAUUAUGCAAAUGUUAAAAAUUUAUUAUUGAGUGUUACGUGCAUUUGUUGUAUGUUAAAAAAUUAAAGGUACUUUGUCGUCAAUAAUUUGAGUAAUAUUUCGGUAAAAUAUUUAUUAGGGUGGAAAUUCUCAUCAGAUCAGCUGUUUUCCUCUCAUGGAACAUUGCGUUUCCUCGCAUUUUAAUUGUCCUUUCCUCCAAAAUGUGUCAGAUGGCACAGAUUUUAACCUAGGAUUUCAAGAAUUUCCGGGACACCUCUAGAUUUCCUCUUUUUUACAGUUCACUAAUUCCCACCCCUGAUUUAUAGUUCUUACCUGAAAUAUCAUUCUAUGAACAUUCAUGUGCAUAUUCAGACAUCCUUUUGUUUGCAAAAACUGUAGAAAUGUGUUUUUUGUGCAUGCACUUGAAAGUGACAGUCCUCCUACAGACUGACUUGGAACCAUAUACCAUGCAGGGAUUUUUUCAGAGGGUAAAAAAUGUGUACCCUAAAAUAUGUUUUAGGGUAUUGAUGCAUACCCUAAAAUUUUAGAUAUAAAUUUAUUACAAAAACACAAAGAGCGUUACAUGAGUAUUUAUUGAACUUUAUAUAUGCAUUAUUACAUUGUUGAACUGAUUUUUUAAAUGACCAUAGCUCCGGUGCAAGUGCUGGUAGGUAGGUUUCGAGGCCCAUCUAUGGUGUACCCUAGAAUAAAUCUCUGGCGGAAAUCCUGCCAUGCUCAAAAUCAGAAUUUCUUUGUAGGCAGAGCACCCAGCAAUGACUUAUGGUUGCAUGCUCUUGCGACUCUUAAGCAUAAAAUUUUUUGGAAUUGGUCUUGCGCAGAGAUAUGUUUUUGAAUGUGUUAAUGAAAAAUUUCCUAAUUGCCAUGUAUGUUACAGCAUCUAUUAGCAGGCCCGUAGGAAUGGGGGGAGGGGGGGGGGGAGCUUGUGAGCUUUUUUUUUUUUUUUAUCACAUUAAUGUUUGCCAUUGUAACCAAAAUCUGAUGUAGAGUUUGUACCCGAUUCGUCAGUGCGCCCACCCCCCCCCCCCCCACUCCCCCACUCCCAAAGUCGUUACUACGGGCCUGAUUAGAUACUUAAAAUUUGAUAUUGAUUUGGUGUGUUACAGGCGAUUAACUAUUUAUUGAUAUUAAACAGUACCUUGUUGAGGACAAAGUACCUUUAAGAAAACCUGUAUUUAUUUGAGAUUAAAAGUAGAUUUGUCUGCCUUUAAAUAUAGAUCUCUGUCAGCCGAUUUUACAUUAGCGAAACACCAUUCUGCAUUCAGGUGAUCUUUUUUGGGAACAAUCAUUCCACAUAUUUAGUCACGCUGGAACAGUUAUAUCAACAGUGUUUUGAUUGGUCAAAUGAAAGGUCGUGUAAAGCCUGUACAUUUAAAGUAGACUAAAAGCCUGUAAAUUUGAGCUAGUUGAAACUAUGUACAUUAGAACUAGCUUAAAGCCUGUAAAUUUGAUCUACUCUGGAGCCUGUUCAUUUGAAAUAGUCUAAAAAUCCUGUAAUUGUGAGCUAGUUGAAACCCUGUACAUCAGAACUAGCCUAAAACCUGUAAAUUUGUUCUACCCUGGAGUCUGUUCAUUUGAAAUCUGUCUAAAAAUCCUGUAAUUGUGACCUAGUUGAAAGCAUCUACAUUAGAACUAGCCUAAAACCUGUAAAUUUGAUCUACCCUGGAGCCUGUUCAUUUGAAAUAGUCUUAAAAGCCUGUAAUUUUGAGCUAGUUGAAAGCAUGUACAUUAGAACCAGCCUAAAACCUGUACAUUUUAUCUAGCCUGGAGCCUGUACAGAGAUAGUCUUAAGCUUGUAAUUUUUAAAUGGUCUAAAGCUUGCACAUUUGUUUUCGUCUAAAACCUGUAUGUUUGAGCAAUCUUUAAGACUGUAAAUUUGAGCUAGCCUAAGUUUGAGUGCAGACUUUAUCGUCUUUUUCGUUAGGUUUAGAAUCUCCUGGAUUGUGGUUGUCUUGGCAACCAAGAGAUUUAGUCUGUCGACCAUUUGAAGUCAGUGUAUGUGUAAUUUAAAUGCUGCCAGCUAAUUACAACUUUUAUUUAAUGCAUAAUAUGGUCAUUACUACAUUAGUUUUUUUGCAAGUUUGAGGUGGUAGUACAACAGUUUUAAAUUAUUUAUAAUCACAAUUGAUUGUACUGGGGGUUUUUUUGUUUGUGCAUGAAAACAAAACUGACUGAUGAAAAUUAUUUUGACUUGUUUUAAAAAAAAAUUUUUACUGGU
This is a messenger RNA of Gigantopelta aegis, 9465 nucleotides long. RefSeq names its product calcium-binding mitochondrial carrier protein Aralar2-like. Bases 2 to 2092 code for a protein of 696 amino acids. NCBI's taxonomy places the organism in Eukaryota, Metazoa, Mollusca, Gastropoda, Neomphalida, Peltospiridae. Gene Ontology annotation, biological process: L-glutamate transmembrane transport; aspartate transmembrane transport; malate-aspartate shuttle. Gene Ontology annotation, molecular function: L-aspartate transmembrane transporter activity; L-glutamate transmembrane transporter activity; calcium ion binding. The record is from RefSeq and is a predicted model, not a curated record. The transcript is spliced from 18 exons.